This is a messenger RNA of Penicillium salamii, 789 nucleotides long. The record is from the annotation of a GenBank genome assembly. Lineage: Eukaryota; Fungi; Ascomycota; Eurotiomycetes; Eurotiales; Aspergillaceae.
AUGGCUCAGAGCAACACCAUCACCGUCACCUUGCGACAAAUCGCCAAAAUGAUUGAUCACUCCCUGUUGCACCCAACAAUGACAGAUGCAGACAUCCUGGAAGGCCUUCGUAUUUCCAAGGAGAACGGCGUCGCCACCGCAUGUGUCAAGCCAUACCCCAUUCCCCUCGCCAAGAAAGCACUCGAAGGCACAGAUGUUCUCGUCUGCCCUGUGAUCGGCUUCCCUCAUGGCAACAGCACCACCGAUGUGAAAGUAUUUGAAGCGAAUGCCGCUGCUGCUGCAGGUGGACGCGAAGUCGAUAUGCUCAUCAACAUCGGCAAAGCCCUCGGCGGUGAUUGGGAGUAUGUCGCCAACGAGAUCCGCCAGAUCAACUCCGCCGUCAUCAAUCACGGAUCUAUCUUGAAGGUCAUCUUCGAGAACGACUAUUUGCAGGAAAGCCACAUCAUUCGCCUGUGUCAGAUCUGCUCUGAAAUCGGAGUUGCGUUCGUCAAAACCUCUUCGGGAUAUGGAUUUGUCAAGCAACCCAACGGAAUGUACAAUUACAAGGGUGCUACUGUCCCUCAUUUGAAGCUUAUGAGGGAACACUCCAAGCCGGAGGUUCAGGUCAAAGCAGCUGGAGGCGUGAGAACACUCGAUGAUCUUCUUCAUGUCAUGUCUCUGGGUGUCACUCGCAUCGGUGCCACUGCUACUGUUGCCAUCAUGGAAGCUGCAAAGAAGCGCGGCAUCACUGAUCAACCAACAGAAGUCACCUUCAAGCCUAUUGAAGGUGAGAGAACUGGAGGCUAUUAA